Molecule: messenger RNA, 2163 nt
Organism: Suillus paluster
Lineage: Eukaryota; Fungi; Basidiomycota; Agaricomycetes; Boletales; Suillaceae
Exons: 2
Coding region: 1-2163 (720 amino acids)
Biological process (GO): L-lysine biosynthetic process
Molecular function (GO): homoaconitate hydratase activity; 4 iron, 4 sulfur cluster binding
Source: RefSeq, a predicted model, not a curated record
AUGCGCCUUCCACCGCGCACACCCAGUCGGGUGUUCCUUCAAACGGCGCGGUUCUUUGCCACCAGUGCACCCACUCCCCGAAUUCCCCAGACCAUCAUCGAAAAAGUUGUACAAAAGUACUCAGUCGGCCUCCCCAAUGGCAAAGUCGUCAAGGCGGGCGACUAUGUCAUGAUUCGCCCGGAGCAUGUCAUGACGCACGACAAUACUGGACCUGUCAUAUCCAAAUUCAAGUCCAUAGGUGCAACGAAAAUCGUUGAUCCCCGGCAGACAGUAUUCACCCUCGAUCAUGACGUCCAGAACAAAUCCGACAAAAACCUUGCAAAGUAUGCUACGAUUGAAGCAUUUGCGCGAACACAUGGAAUUGACUUCUAUCCUGCUGGCCGUGGCAUUGGACACCAAGUCCUCGUAGAAGAAGGCUACGCAUUCCCUCACACCCUCACCGUCGCCUCUGAUUCUCAUUCAAACAUGUACGGAGGCGUCGCUUGCGUGGGUACGCCCAUCGUGCGCACAGAUGCGGCAGCCUUGUGGGCCACGGGGAAGACUUGGUGGCAAGUCCCUCGCAUGGUCAAGGUAGAAUUGCGGGGAAAACUUGCGCCAGGCGUCACCGGCAAGGAUGUGAUUGUCGCGCUUUGCGGGUCAUUCAAUAGCGACGAAGUCCUUAACGCUGCAAUCGAGUUUACUGGGGAGGGUAUUCCUGCACUUUCGGUCGACGACAGGCUUACAAUUUCGAACAUGACGACGGAGUGGGGCGCACUAGUAGGCGUUUUCCCUGUCGAUGACACUCUUUUGGGCUGGUACGAGAGGGCAUUGGUUAAAUUAGAUCGCAGGACGUUUGCCUCUGAGUCAAUACCGCCUCCCCCAGAACACCCACGCAUCAAUCGCCGCCGCCUUGACGCUCUUCGAGCAACCAACCUCACGUCCGAUGUCGGCGCCCAAUACUCCUCGCACCUAAUCUUUGACCUCUCCACCCUCGUCCCGCACGUCUCUGGUCCCAAUAGCGUCAAAGUCUCUACACCACUUCCCAAGCUAGAAUCCCAACAAAUUGCGAUUCAAAAAGCAUACCUGGUUUCAUGCACCAAUUCCCGCGUCUCUGAUAUUGCUGCUGCCGCGUCUGUCGUCGAGGGCAAGAGGAUUGCAGAGGGCGUCGAGUUCUACGUCGCAGCUGCGAGCUCGCAGGUGCAGGCUGAGGCGGAAAUGUUGGGGCACUGGGACAAGUUGGUUGCUGCAGGAGCCAAAGUCCUCCCAGCAGGCUGCGGACCAUGCAUUGGGCUCGGCACCGGGUUGUUGGAAGAGGGUCAGACGGGCAUCAGCGCUACGAACAGGAACUAUAAGGGACGGAUGGGUCACCCAAAAGCUCAGGCUUACCUUGCUAGUCCUGCAGUUGUUGCCGCGAGCGCUAUCAAGGGAUUCAUCUGCUCCCCCAACUCUCUCGACUCAACCUCCCUCCCUCCUGCGGGCGCACCCACAUUUUCUAUCGCAUCUGGGUCUUCGGACGCAGCAGAGGUCCUACAAGCAGAAGAACCCCUCUUCUCUGGCUUCCCCGCAGCCUUUUCAGGCCGCGUGCUCUUCGCGCCACAAGACAACCUGAAUACCGACGCACUAUACCCCGGAAAAUACACCUACCAAGACGACAUCACUCUCGAACGCCAAGCACAAGUCGUCAUGGAGAACUACGACCCGUCAUUCGCAGCCCACGUCGCUACUAUCCUCCCUUCGUUCUCCGCAUCAGACGACAGCACCAAGUCCGGUGUGGUUUUGGUAUCGGGGUAUAACUUCGGCACUGGCUCUUCUCGCGAACAGGCUGCUACCGCACUCAAGGCAGCUGGAAUCCCACUCGUCAUUGCGGGUUCAUUCGGCGACAUUUUCAAGCGUAACGCCAUCAACAACGGCCUUGUCUGCCUUGAAUGCCCUGAGCUCGUCGCUGACCUCACUGCGGCGUACGCCAAAGACGGUGCACGUGGGGCAGGUGGACGUGAAGGCGAACUUACAGUGGACAAGGGGCACGAGAUACGCGUUUCGAUGACAGACGGGAACGUUACUCUGCGUGCUUCUGACGGAGAGAAGACGUACAAAGUCCGCACGGUGGGUGCAAGUGUGCAGGAGCUGUGGGUGUGCGGUGGACUUGAGGGCUUCAUCCUCAAGUCCAUACAAGCGCAGGCGUGA